AUCUCUGUGUGCAGGUGCAGAUCUGAAGGAGAGGGCCAAGAUGCAGCAGAGUGAAGUGGGACCGUUUGUGUCCAAAGCCAGAGCGCUCAUCACAGAGCUGGGUAACCUGCCAGUCCCAACGAUCGCUGCGAUCGAUGGAGCCGCUUUAGGAGGAGGCUUGGAAAUGGCCCUAGCCUGUGACAUCAGAAUAACCUCUAAUACUGCGAAAUUGGGUCUGGUUGAGACCAAGCUUGCUAUUAUUCCCGGAGCCGGUAAGACUUUCCUAAUUUCCAGUAAAUCACUUUCUGUUGUCUGCACCCACUACCCUUCAUGGUCUGCAACGAGUUGGAGAUAUUUUUUAAAACGUUGGGAUUUAGAAACUAUUUAAAAAGAGAAUGCAUGA
This is a messenger RNA of Notothenia coriiceps (black rockcod), 382 nucleotides long. RefSeq names its product methylglutaconyl-CoA hydratase, mitochondrial-like. Gene Ontology annotation, biological process: fatty acid beta-oxidation. Gene Ontology annotation, cellular component: mitochondrion. Bases 41 to 367 code for a protein of 108 amino acids. Gene Ontology annotation, molecular function: enoyl-CoA hydratase activity. The transcript is spliced from 3 exons. Lineage: Eukaryota; Metazoa; Chordata; Actinopteri; Perciformes; Nototheniidae. The record is from RefSeq and is a predicted model, not a curated record.